CAAGCUAUGUAUACCUGAUGUUUCACAUUGCAUAUGUCCGAGUGCACAUCACUGCGUUCUUGCAGCACACAACCAUAGUUGCCGAGAGCGAGAACGUUAUCAAAGCCCCCACGGUGGUCGGCAGCAAGAAUAUUCCUCCCGUUCUGUUCAGGGGUGUAGGCUAUGUCGUUGUAGGCACAAACUUCUUGUGUUAUGAAGCUCUGACUGCCCCUUCAAUAGCUUACAGUUAUAACCCAGACAACAAGAUCACUGAGUACCCGCACGCAGUGGGCAAGAACACUCUGCUCGUGUCGGCUCUGCAAGCGAGGAACAAUGUGCGCGUCGUGUUCUGUGGCUUUCUGGUCUUCUUCAGCGACAAGCUCUUCACCUCUCCUGUCCUAAAUGCGCACGGCGGAAAGCGGUACGAGAGCGCCAGCAACCAGGCACUUCCCACGGCCCUCUCUCAAUGGGUGUUCAAGGAGAAGAAGGUGCUGAGGGCACAGAAUGUUCGCCACCACGCCAAGGACCAGAAGAGGCCUCCGGAAGCGUACACCAUUACGGACGACGUCGUACGUCUCAUGAAACGAGACAGCCAUUGGGUGCCCUUUGACGCCGACGACUUGCAGAUGGAGUUUGUUCUCAUCGAUUCGUUUGUACGCACCAAGCUGGUCGAGAAAGGUCAGAAGUGCGAGUCCCAAUUCAAGGUUUUGGACGUUUACGGAGUGUACCAGUUCAAAGUGGGCUACAACCGUGUCGGCUGCACGCAUCUCGACACUAUACCACUCGGGCAGGUGUCCGUGCAGCCGCUGCAGCACACGCAGUACGAGCGCUUCAUCCCAUCGGCGUACCCUUACUGCCCAAGCGCCUUCUCCAUGAUGUUCGGCGUGUUCCUACUCAGCUGCAUUUUCCUCCACCUAGGACAUCCGCGUCACAACAGUUGUGGAGCUUUUACAUACUAA
Messenger RNA from Ixodes scapularis (black-legged tick), 938 nucleotides. RefSeq names its product dolichyl-diphosphooligosaccharide--protein glycosyltransferase 48 kDa subunit-like. NCBI's taxonomy places the organism in Eukaryota, Metazoa, Arthropoda, Arachnida, Ixodida, Ixodidae. Bases 18 to 938 code for a protein of 306 amino acids. The transcript has 8 exons. The record is from RefSeq and is a predicted model, not a curated record. Gene Ontology annotation, cellular component: oligosaccharyltransferase complex; endoplasmic reticulum membrane.